This is a messenger RNA of Colossoma macropomum (tambaqui), 954 nucleotides long. Its product is annotated as olfactory receptor class A-like protein 1. The record is from RefSeq and is a predicted model, not a curated record. The transcript has a single exon. The coding region runs from base 1 to 954 and encodes 317 amino acids. Gene Ontology annotation, cellular component: membrane. Gene Ontology annotation, molecular function: pheromone receptor activity. Gene Ontology annotation, biological process: G protein-coupled receptor signaling pathway. Lineage: Eukaryota; Metazoa; Chordata; Actinopteri; Characiformes; Serrasalmidae.
AUGGAUCUUUGCAUCACCAUCAAAGGCGUCUCCUUCCUCUUGCAGACGGGGCUGGGCAUCAUGGGUAACGUGCUGGUGCUGGCGGCCUACAGCCACAUCGCCUUUGCGGAGCCGCGGCUGCAGCCCGUGGACAGAAUCAUGGCCCACUUGGCCUUCGCUAACCUGAUGCUGCUGCUAACCCGCGGAGUCCCUCAGACCAUGACCGUCUUCGGCAUGCGCCACCUACUGGACGACGCCGGCUGCAAAGUGGUCAUUUACGCUUACCGAAUCAGUCGGGCGCUCUCCGUCUGCCUGACCUGCAUGCUGAGCGUCUUCCAGGCUCUGACCAUUGCUCCUGCGGCCGGGCCACAGUUGGUUAAGCUGAAGGCCAGGCUGCCCCAGCUGGUCGUGCCCACCUUCGUAGGUCUGUGGCUGCUCAACAUGGCUGUUUGUAUUGCAGCUCCAUUUUUCUCUAUAGCCCCUCGUAAUGGAACCGUCCCAGCGUUCACCCUCAACCUGGGCUUCUGUCAUGUUGACUUCCGCGACAAUUUGUCCUACGUGAUCAACGGUGCGGCCGUUUCCGGACGAGAUUUCGCCUUCGUAGGCCUCUUGCUGGGCUCCAGCGGGUACAUCCUGGUCCUUUUGCACAAACACAGCAAGCAGGUGAGGGCCAUCCGCCGUUCCCAGGGAAGUUCCAUGGAAAUGCGGGCGGCUAAGACUGUGGUCAUGCUAGUGGUCCUUUACGCCGUGUUUUUCGGCAUAGACAACGUGAUCUGGAUUUACAUGCUGACCGUGGCCCAGGUGCCGGGCGUAGUGGCGGACAUGAGGGUGUUUUUCUCGUCCUGCUACGCUACGCUAAGCCCGUUCCUCAUGAUCAGCUCCAACAAGAAGCUGAAGGAGAGGAUGGUGUGCGCGGCCGGUGAACACAAGCAGGAAUCUGCUGAGGAAUCAACUGACAAAAGUAAUCUUAAAUAA